AGUAAUUUGAUGUAAGUUUCAUUAAGUAAUCACAAUGAUGCUGAUGGACUGUCUGUUCCAGAAGCUCAAGGGACUGCGCGGCCCCAAACCCGAGUCCCCGAAGUACCGAAGACAGAGGACGGCUCGAGACAGGUCAUCCCAAGCCUCCACCUCCGACACCAGCUCAUAUUACUCCGCCUCCUCCAACUUCAUAAACAAAGUGAUCCUCGGAAAGCACAUCUACAUCCGCAGCACAUGCGAGGAACAACCCGAUUACGCAGAGUCGCAAUUUGUCGCAGACUGCCUCCACUGGCACAACCUGUUCAGGGACAAGCAUGGAGUACCGCACCUCAAGAUUAACAACCAGCUCUGCAGUAUGGCCCAAUUUUGGGCUAACCACCUUGCUCACACCAAUACAUUCAGCUACAGAAAUUUGAGAGAUAUUGGAGAAAGUCUUUUUUCUAAGUGGUCAUACAUUCCUGAUUUUGACAUAACAGCUCAACAAGUCACCAAGUACUGGUACGACGAAAUCAAAACGUACAAUUUUUUCCUCGAUCCCAGUUUAUUGCAUGUUAACGCAGGUCAUUUUACGCAGAUGGUUUGGCGAAGCAGCACGGAUUUCGGCGUGGGAAAAGCGCGAUCUCGAUGCGGAAAAGUAAUUGUCGUCGCCAAUUAUAAACCUGCUGGCAACGUUAUCGGCGAGUUUCAAGACAACGUGUUCCAGCCAAUCAACGACAUGGAUAUCCUCACCGGAGAAGUGGGAUGAUUGAUACUUUCUUGUUUCCCGUUUUUAUGUAAUACG
Molecule: messenger RNA, 781 nt
Organism: Uloborus diversus
Lineage: Eukaryota; Metazoa; Arthropoda; Arachnida; Araneae; Uloboridae
Product: Golgi-associated plant pathogenesis-related protein 1-like
Exons: 6
Coding region: 35-745 (236 amino acids)
Cellular component (GO): extracellular region
Source: RefSeq, a predicted model, not a curated record